This is a messenger RNA of Lagenorhynchus albirostris (white-beaked dolphin), 2900 nucleotides long. RefSeq names its product protein arginine methyltransferase 9 (gene PRMT9). The record is from RefSeq and is a predicted model, not a curated record. The transcript has 12 exons. Lineage: Eukaryota; Metazoa; Chordata; Mammalia; Artiodactyla; Delphinidae. The coding region runs from base 162 to 2702 and encodes 846 amino acids. Gene Ontology annotation, biological process: peptidyl-arginine methylation. Gene Ontology annotation, molecular function: protein binding; protein-arginine omega-N monomethyltransferase activity.
UGGGAGCUCUUGCAGUCGUAGGGGAAUAGGUUUCCUGUUCCGGUUCUCGGGCUCUGGUUAGUCACGUGGAAGUGCGGUCACCUAGACAGUUUGCGCUUUCCGUUCACCAAAGCAUCUUCCCUUUGGAGAUACAGGUGCAGAUUUCGGCCGGUGACUCUGCCAUGCCGAACUUGCGGCCCAGGCCCCGCCGAGGCGCCGGACGGGGCGCCAGGGCAGCCGGGCGGGACGAGCUGGUGUCGCGGUCCUUGCAGAGCGCAGAGCACUGCCUGGGCGCCCAGGACUUCGGCACCGCCUAUGCCCACUACCUCCUCGUGCUCAGCCUGGCGCCGGAGCUGAAAGACGAUGUGAAGGAAACUUUUCAGUAUACGCUCUUCAGAUGGGCUGAAGAACUUGAUGCACUCAGUCGAACACAAGACCUACUUGGUUGCUAUGAGCAAGCCUUGGAACUGUUUCCUGAUGAUGAAGUGAUUUGCAAUAGUAUGGGGGAGCAUCUCUUCAGAAUGGGCUUCAGAGAUGAAGCAGCCGGGUAUUUUCGUAAAGCAGUGAAGCUAAACCCGGAUUUCAGUGAUGCAAAGGAGAAUUUUUAUCGUGUUGCAAACUGGUUGGUGGAGCGCUGGCACUUUCUCAUGCUUAAUGACACCAGGAGGAAUAUGAUUUAUAACGCAGCGAUCCAAAAGGCGGUUCGUUUGGGCUCCAGAAGCGUUUUGGACAUUGGAGCAGGAACUGGAAUACUAAGCAUGUUUGCUAAAAAAGCUGGAGCGCACUUGGUGUAUGCCUGUGAGUUAUCCAAGACCAUGUAUGAACUUGCCUGUGAUGUAGUGGCAGCAAACGAGAUGGAAGCAGGGAUCAAACUCUUACAUAUGAAGUCGCUUGACAUAGAAAUUCCAAAACACAUUCCUGAAAGAGUGUCCCUUGUUGUAACAGAAACUGUCGAUGCAGGUUUAUUUGGAGAAGGAAUUGUGGAGAGUUUGAUUCAUGCAUGGGAACAUUUACUUUUGCAGCCAAAGACCAAAGGUGAAAAUGGUAAUUGUGAAAAACAUGGGAAAGUUAUACCGGCAAGUGCUGUUAUAUUUGGGAUGGCAGUAGAAUGUGCAGAGAUAAGAAGACAUCAUAGGGUGGGUAUUAAGGACAUUGCUGGGAUCUGUUUGCCAACCAGUGUGAAAUUUCAGAGUCCAGCGUAUUCUUCUGUAGAUGCUGAAGAAACAAUUGAACCUUAUACAACCGAAAAGAUGAGUCGAGUUCCUGGAGGAUAUUUGGCUUUGACAGAGUGCUUUGAAAUUAUGACAGUAGAUUUCAACAAUCUUCAGGAAUUAAAAAGUCUUGCAACUAAAAAACCUGAUAAAAUUGGUAUCCCUGUUAUUAAAGAAGGCAUACUCGAUGCUAUUGUGGUUUGGUUUGUACUCCAGCUUGAUGAUGAACACAGUUUAUCCACAAGUCCUAGUGAGGAAACAUGCUGGGAACAGGCUGUCUACCCUGUACAUGACCUUGCAGACUACUGGAUAAAGCCUGGGGACCAGGUGAUGAUGGAAGUGUCUUGUCAAGAUUGUUACCUAAGAAUCCAGAGUAUCAGUGUCUUCAAUUCGGAGCAUGAAAUGGAUGUUGGGAAAAGUUUUACCAAGAAUAAAGACUUGCUGCCUUUAGGAAAUGAGGCUGAGCUCUGUAGUGCCCUGGCCAAUCUUCAGACCAGUAAACCAGAUGCUGUGGAGCAGACUUGUGUUUUGGAAUCCACAGAAAUUGCUUUGCUUAAUAACAUCCCAUACCAUGAAGGCUUUAAAAUGGCAAUGAAGAAAGUGUUGUCUUCACUAACUCUGGAGAAACGGGGUCAGGCCAUGGAUACCCAGUGUCAGAGUAACGAGAUGAGCUGUGAAAGUGGACAGAAUAAUUCUGCACAGAGCAUCCCUGAACCUUUGUAUGUGUUAGAUGUGUCUGAGGGCUUCUCUAUUCUGCCUAUAAUUGCUGGCACACUCGGGCAGGUUAAACCUUACAGUUCUGUGGAGAAAGACCAGCAUCGUAUGACUCUGGACCUCAUAUCUGAAGCCAAUCACUUUCCUAAAGAAACACUUGAGUUUUGGUUGAGACAUGUGGAAGAUGAAUCCGCUGUGUUGCAAAGGCCAAAAUCAGACAAGUUGUGGAGUAUAAUUAUACUGGAUGUCAUUGAGCCAUCUGGGCUCCUUCAGCAGGAAAUAAUGGAAAAAGCGGCAAUAUCCAGGUGUUUGCUACAGUCUGGAGGUAAGAUCUUUCCCCAGUACAUGCUGAUGUUUGGGUUGCUCGUGGAAUCGCAGACACUGGUGGAGGAGAACGCUGUGCAGGGAACAGAACGAACUCUUGGAUUUAAUAUCGCACCUUUCAUUAACCAGUUUCGGGUACCUAUACGUGUAUUUUUGGACCUAUCCUCGCUGCCCUGUAUACCUUUAAGCAAACCAGUGGAACUCUUAAGACUAGACUUAAUGACGCCAUAUUUGAACACCUCUAACAGAGAAGUAAAGGUAUGCAUAUGUAAAUCUGGACAAGUGACUGCCAUUCCCUUUUGGUAUCAUAUGUACCUUGACGAUGAGAUUAGGUUGGAUACUUCCAGUGAAUCCUCCCACUGGAAACAAGCUGCAGUUGUUUUAGAUAAUCCCAUCCAAGUGGAAAUGGGAGACGAACUUGUACUCAACGUCCAGCACCACAAAAGCAACGUCAGCAUCACAGUAAAGCAAUGAAGAGCAGUUUUCUAAUGAAAAAAGGUGGAAGUAGAGCAGCAAGUACACAGUUCUAGUCUGAAUUAGUAGUGGGAUUGUAAUCAUAAAAUGGAGGUACAAAGAUUUAAGUCCUUGCAAUGGUCAAAUAUUUUUUAAAAACUGACAUUAAUAAAGUGUAUUUAAAAGAUCCUAAAUUAAAGAGUAGCAUGAUUACAAAAA